Messenger RNA from Ogataea angusta, 1695 nucleotides. RefSeq lists its product as uncharacterized. Gene Ontology annotation, biological process: protein import into nucleus; ribosomal large subunit biogenesis. NCBI's taxonomy places the organism in Eukaryota, Fungi, Ascomycota, Pichiomycetes, Pichiales, Pichiaceae. The transcript has a single exon. The coding region runs from base 1 to 1695 and encodes 564 amino acids. The record is from RefSeq and is a predicted model, not a curated record.
AUGGGUAAGCUCAAGAAGAGAUCAAGAAGCGCCAAACUGGCUGCUCAGCGCAAGCCCGGAGCUUCCAAGGACGACAAGGAGUUUCAGAAAAUUGCGCCAUUGCUAGAUAAACUAAAGUCGGAUGCCGUUAACGACCGCUCGAUGGCUGUCGGGGCCAUCAAUACCUUAUGCGAUACUGACCCAGAGAUUCGCAAAUUGUUCCUGAAAAAUGACCUCGUUCGCACGAUACUGACCAAGCUCGUGCACGACUCCAGCGAUGAGGUGGUGGUAGAAUCGUUUGGCCUUCUUCGGAACCUGAUCAUUGAGGAAGGGUAUGAUUUGAGCGUAUUUCUUUGGAGGUCAGACAUCUGGACGGUUCUCGAGAACGCUUUCAAAAAGGCAAGCGUUUCCAUCGAGCACGUCAAGGAUGACAACGUUUCUGCAGAACAGCGCGGCAUGCUUUUCGACUACAUUGAGAAUAUUGUUGCUUGUCUGGGCUCUCUUUGCCUCGAGAUCUCCACGGAAAUGUUUCAUUCUGACAUUCUCCCGAAACUUGUUUCCAACGACAUACUCAAAUUCAUCAUUGUCCUUAUCGAGCGCAAUUACACAACGAAACUGACUUUGUCAGCCCUGGAAUUCCUGUACGAUUUGUCUACGAUCUCUGCCCCAUUCAUCGAAGCGUUUUCUCAGGACGAGAAUAUCAAACAGAUUCUUGCAGGGCUCAAUUUGUCCAACGAUCUGUCCAAGGUGUAUCUCAUUGGCUUGCAUUUCCAAACUUUGGAGUUUUCAAAUGGACUUGACGACAACCAGACCAUACAGAUUACCGAUAGUCUGCUUGCCGUGGCCAACAAGGCGGCAGAGUCUCACUCCCGGGACGAAAGUAGUCUCAAGGUCUACGAGCUGGUUCUUGAUAUUUUUGCCACCAUUGUCGAAAUCAAGGGCCAGGAAGAACCUAUCAGUACGAAGAUUUCGGGAAUGAUCGAGUCACACGUGCUCCCUUUCCUAAGAGCUGUCUUCGAGUUCAGCAGCGUCAAAGUGUUGCUGUGUCUGACCAACAUCUUGUGUUUCUACAAAAAUGAGACGCCAGAGAGUGUUGUCGAGCUAGUCAAUUUCGUUAGACCAGCUAUGUUGCAGCAACUCUCGCAAAAGCUCGAGGAGCCAGACUUGGAAACCAUCAACCUGUAUCUUGGGUAUUUGGAGGUUUCCUCCGACAUCACGUCUGCAGACGAGCUCAGACCGCUUGCAGAGGCGCUGCUCAAUUUUGCCAUGCAACUAGGAGAAAUUACUCCCGUGUCUGCCCAGAUUAUAGGCCACCUUUUGCACAUUUUGACCAAAGUCGGCAAGCAUUGCAACGAUUUGGAGAUGACGACUAAUAUCACAAAGUUCAUUGUGGACAAGAACCUCGUGGAGCCUAUAAAAUACUACAACUUGACUAGAUUAGGAGACCUGCGCAAAAAACACCAGUACUUGAUCGAGACGGUUCUUGUGGAUUCGAUAAACUCCAUAUUCGAUCUUUUCGACGACGACUAUCCAUAUAACAAGCCUAUUUACCACGCAGGCGGACUUCACCAGGUCUUAAAAGAGAACUUGCCUCACUACAAAAAGAUAUACAAGGCUAUAGACAAAAAUAGCGAGCCCCAACUAAAAGCCUUAUCUGAAGAAGCAUUUCAAAAUCUCGAGAGAUUUAUUCAGUAUAAAGAGGGCGAGGCUGAAUAG